GAGUCUGAAAGACAGUUUAUUCUUUGUUUAGUAACUUUUGUUUAAAUAAAUUUAUUAGAAUCUUAAGUUUUUUAAACAGAUUAUCGAUUCUUUCUUUUAAAAAACUGUUUCUCUACGUUUAUAGAAAUGGGUUGAAUUUGUAAAGUGAAGUAUUCCUAUUUCGGGGCCUUUGCCUUUAUUCAAGAUACAACUUGAUGAUGGGUCUUUCUUUUGCACAUAACUGAGGAUAAUCACGAACUGCUGAACGUGAGAUUGUUGAUUAUGUUGUGAUUGCCCUAAAAGAGGAAACUUCAUAGACACUCAAUAAGUAGUUAUCCCUUUGGUGAACUUGAAAGUAAUCCGUGAGGACAGCGCAGACAGCUAUCCGCGGGGGCAAUGUCGAUACGGACUGCUCCACAGCGCUGCUCGCGUAUGUGGUGAACAAUGCGAUGACUUCUUCCGAAUCAUCCUCAUCCCGUUCACCAUCCCCCUCGCCUAUUCCGUCACCUGCAUCAGCAGCUGCAUCGGGGAGCUCCAUUGUCAUAUCGGAGGAGGGCAUAGGCGACGGACAUGUCGAUCACGAGUUCCUGGCGCUCUUCAAAGAAGCCAUUGGCAAGAUUAAAGGCCAGAAACAACGGCCCAGUUUCGACCGUCUCUGCCAGGCACUCAAACAUGUCCGGAAGGGGACCAGAUCUGGCUUCGUCCAACAGCAGCUGCAGUAUGCCAUCCGGGAUGGACACAUGUUCAUGGUGUACAGUAACGGUAAAGAGUCCUACAAAGAUACGGAGAAUCUCCGUAAGCUGCGUAAAUUCACGGUUAAGAGCGAUUCUGAAGUGCGUCGAGCGGUGAAGUUUGCCAUCAGGGAAGUGGGAGAUGCUCCAAAUGAAGCUGGUAUCACGGAGGAACUCAUUACACGAUACAUCGAGUGCACGUUCAAAGUUGAGAAUCCCGAGGGUCUUCCAGCUGCUGUCACCAAAGCUAUCAACCAUCUUCUAGCCAAAAGUGAUCUGGAGAAGAAAAAUAACCGUUAUAUUCUCGCAAAGGAGUUGGUAGAUGAGAAAGAAAAGAACGCUCGAGCACGAUCCAGUAUGAACUCUGAUGAUGCAUCUGUUAGCGAGGUCGUAGUAACGAAGAAGAAGAAGAAAAAGAAAAAGAUGGAUGUCCACGACGGAUCCCCGUCAAUUAAUUCGGAAGAUAUCCUGCUCCCCUCAACAUCCAAGGUAAAACCAGUGGAGAAAAAGAAGGAAAAGAAAGAAAAGAAAUCCAAAAUACAGCCGAACUCCACUGAGAAGGUUCGCGAUAAAACACCGGAAAGACGACUUUCCACUUCGAAGUCUCCCGAGAAAAAAUCCUCUUCCAAGGCUGGUUCAGCUGUUCAGGAAAUGAAAACCCCGAUCAAGGAUGAACCAGUCGACGCACGCAGUGCAACCCCGAAGAAGAAUGUUUCCGAUGACAAAUGGAGUAAGAAAAGUUCCACUGAGAAGAGCGAAAAGGAUAAACAGACGUCGAUAUCACCAUCGCCAAAGUUACGGUUUGGAUCGGAUGAAAGAACGCCUAAACUUGUGGCUUUGCUGGAAGAUCGACGUUCAGCAGUUCGCUCUCCGGAUGUUCUACUGAGAAGUCCUAUAAGGAAGCGGAGUAUUUCCGAUGAAAAAGCCAAAGACCUGAGUUUGCAGCGUGAAUUCAGAGAAAUGGAAAAGAUAGAGAAAACAAUGGGCCCGCCAUCGACCAUUAAUUCAAACAGCAGAACAAAGAAGAGCUUCCAGAAGGCGACGAAGUUGAACGAGCUCAUUCGGCAGAAGCCGCUUAACCUGAGUAUGGACCGCGACGAGCCUAUGCCCUCAACAUCGAGUGGAAUGGGGGUGCAGAAAACGGAAGAGGAAGCGAAGAAGGUGGAUGAUCCACCAAAGAAAAAACGCGGACGACCAUUUAAGAAAAAACCACUAGAGGAGCCGCGCAAGAAAAGCGGAAGCCGAUCAUCAAGCCGGGCCAUUAAAUCCAGUGAUGAAGAAGUUCCCGACGGUAUUCUGGAUCCCGGUUUCGAAGAGUCCAUUCCCAAAGAACUACGCGACGGUUUGACGAAAUAUUUCACUCCGAGUCUCAAGCGGAAAUCACGCGUGGCCAUCAAUACCCUUCUAAGCAGUACUGCGGGUACGACCACACCCAAGGCACGAUCCCGCAGUUCGAAAAAGACAACGGACAGCGAAACAACCGAAGACGAUGCACGCAGACCACCGGCACUCAGUAAGAAAACCGCCACUACGAGCCGACCAAAAGAGAAAAAAAUUGUGAAAGUGGAAGAAUCGUCAGAUUGGGAGAGUGAAGAGCCGGUGGAAAAGCCGCGUCGUGCCUCAUCUUCAUCUGCCGCUCAGAUGAAACCGGAGAAGAAGCGGGGCAAAAAAUGCGGUAGCACACAACUGAAGAGUCUUCAGGAUGGGUUAACGAAAUUCUUCACGGUAACGGGUGAUCGGAAGCGCCGUCCGCCGCCUAGUUACGUGGGGCCGGUGUAUCGACGUCGACGGGAAGCGGUUGAUAGUAAGGGUGCAUCGGAAAGAAGCCACUCGGAUAGUAGUAAAGGUCCGCCAAGCAAGCCACGUUCGAAGCAGCGUUCUGAAGAUGUCAUUUCGCCGACUGGAUCUACUACAUCCAAGUUUAAAGUGCCAGACGUGAUUCCCACCAAUUUGGAAGAACUCUUUCGAAAAGCUCGGGAUCGGGCUUUAAAAAAGAUUCCUACGGUUGCUGAGGGCUACGAUGGACCGUUGCCACCGCGAAUUCAGCUGGGUGAUAAGAAAAUCAAGACAUGGUAUACUUCUCCGUUUCCGGAAGAAUAUAUCCGAUGUAAAUGUCUGUACAUGUGCGAAUUUUGUUUGCAAUACAUGAAAACCUUGGGAGUGCUGAAAAGCCACUAUGAGAAAUGUCCCUGGCAUCGACCGCCGGGUGCGGAGAUUUAUCAUGAUACGGUGGAUGUCAGCAGCACGGAAACGGCCCAGGAAUUGGUUAUCUACGAAACAGAUGGCAAUGAUUGGAAAGAAUACUGUCAGAAUAUUUGCCUGUUGGCGAAAUUGUACUUGGACCAUAAGACAUUGUACUAUGAUGUCGAACCGUUCCUGUUUUAUGUCUUGUGUCGUCGAGAUAAAUUGGGAGACCAUCUUAUUGGCUAUUUUUCCAAGGAAAAAAACAGUCCCCAACGUUACAACGUCAGCUGUAUUAUGGUGCUUCCACCCUUUCAAGGCGAUGGUUAUGGACGUUUUCUAAUUGAUUUCAGUUAUUUAUUGUCGCGGGUGGAAGCGCAGCACGGUACACCUGAAAAGCCUUUGUCAGAAAUGGGACAGUGGAGUUAUAAUGCUUAUUGGCGGAGUGCUGUGUUGGAUUUCUUUCUGGAACAGCGCAAUAAAUCGUCAGCGACAACCUCUAUUAAAGCCAUUUGCGACGCAACGGGCAUGUGGCCGCAGGAUGUAGCCGAUACGCUGCAAGGCUUGAAUUUUAUCACAAAGAACGAAGAUACGCUAGCAUGGGAGUUUAAUUUAGUACAAGACGUCCUGGAUUCGUAUCAGGAGAAGAAAACAGGUGGCAAAAAGCGUAUUCCACUGCAUGCCGAUAAGUUGCGUUGGGAUCCCUGGAAAGGGGACGUGCCUGGCGUGACAACCACGGAAAGCGAUCAUAGUGGCAGUCAUCACGCUGACCAGCUAGUGGAUACCGGCGAUGAUCAAAAGGCGGAUAAACGUACCAGUGCGUCGUCGGAGUCGGAGGAAACUGACCAGGCGAAACAUACAUCGCCACCUCCACAUUCAAAACAAAAAAGCAAGAGUAAAACACCCCCAAAACCGGCGCAGCGCAGUCGUACUCCCCGUGCCGGACGGCAGCAGAGUUCCCACAAAAGCUCCAGCCGGGAACGCUCACCCCGACCCACACCCAGUCCUCCGCCGAGUGCACUCAGUCCCACACGGCGUAAAUCUAGCGCGGCUUCCACUUAUCCACGCCGGCGAGGUCGUACGCGGGAUGUCUUUGGGGGACGGCGGAGGAAACGGCGCGGAAAAUUCAGAUCUAGACCAACAUCAUCCACUGCAACAUCUAGCCAGCCAAAAAACUAUAAAGGGAGGAGGGAGGAGUUGAGGGCUGGCAGUGAUAAGCGGCGCAAACAACACCACGGGCGUCCGGCUGAUCACGAUGAUUCAGGAGAGGAGUCGGAUAUAUCCAGCUGUUAUACCGGCGCUCACUUUCGUCGUUCCAGCAUGUCGAGCGAGUCAUCUGCUGAUGAAUCUCUGGCUAGUGAACCUACUCGUACAUUCUCGAGGGGCUCCAAGCAGUUUGUCCAUAAAGAUACCGGUCACGAAUCGUCAUCCUCCGCUUCGGAGGUAUCAUCAUCCCGUUCACUAUCGCAUCUCGAUCAACCGCCCCGGGCCCCCCAUCCCCCGGAGCCGGUCGACACCAUGGACCAGGGCAUCUCCACCGAUAGCCCCCCGUUGGCGAUUGAACCACCAACCCGGCAUCAUCCGCUGUCGGCUUCGGCAGCGUCGGCGGCGCCCCAGCACCGUGUCGCCGAGAUCUGCAUCCAGACGGAACCCGUGGAGCUGACUCCGAUGCCGGCGCCUGUCCUGUCGGUGCCGGUGGAGACUGUCCCGGAGACGCCAAGCCAUCUCCAUCCAGAAUAUUCCCGGGUGGCGGAGAUCCAGUCGGAGGCCUUAAACAGCCAGGUGAUGGGGCAUAUGCCGACGGGAGACAUGCCACAAGCGUCACAAACCGUGGCCAUGGGACAGAGUAUGCCACUCAGUCCCUCUAUGCAUUUGCAGCAGCCGCAUACACCGUACCGUCAUCAACAAGCCAGUCCAAUGGUCGGAUCCAUACCGUCUGUUAACAAGCCGGCCAGUGUGCUGAGUAUGCACGACCAGAUGCAAGAUACCGAAAUGAUCAUGAGUCAACCGCAAUAUGAGCCCCCAUACGACCAGUACGCCACUCCCCAGCACACGCCGGGCUUGUCGGCCACUUCCCCACAGGGCUUCCAGCAUCAGCACCAGCAGGCCUCCCCGGUGGCCGCCCAGCCACCGGCCUCCUACGUCUCCACCUACCAGGAAUCCCCGCGCUCCCAGCAGCCGCCCACCCCCUAUCAUGAUAUCCUGCGGCCGCCCCACACCCCCACCACCCCGGUGGCCGCCGCCGCGGCGUCCGUGUACAUGAAUCCAUCGCCGCGGCCCACCGUGGCCUUCACGGAGAACGUCAGCAGUCCGCAUGCACCGCCGCGCAUGCUGCAGACACCGAUGCCGUACCAGGACCCGUACGGCACACCGGUCGCGUCGGUUGUGGGAUUUGAGCAGCAAACACGCGCUGUACACGGGAGUGGACAUGGGCGGGUGCAGCAACAGGCGUAUCCGGAUUGCGCACAGGCGCAGGAAUCGUUCCCUGUGUAUAAUCAGAAGGUCAUGCAGCAGCAGCAGCAACAACAGCCGCCGAUGCAGCACCAUAUGCAUUCACAACAGCAGCAGCAGCAACAACAACAACAACGCCAGCAAACCACGCACCAUCAGCCGUCGCGGAAAACAAAGCAACGAGCCAAUGAACAACCCGCUCCUUCAACGAAUUAUCCUCAGGUCAACCAUCAGCAAGUGCCUCAGUCGCCCAUCAUGUUCCACCCCUCGUCGUCAGUAUACGGGCAUCCGGCGUCCGGCAUGAUGAUGCCGUUUCCCGGCAUGCAAGACCAGUAUUCCGGUUACAGUAUGGGCAUGCAGCCGCCGGCCGAUACGCCCAGCAUCGCCAAGCUGGCCCAGCUGACCCAUGGCUUGUCCGCCGCCCAGCAUCCCCACAUGGGCAUCCACUCGUACAAUGUCGGGGCGGCUGCCAUGGCGGCGGGAUCCAAUCAGCGUGGUCAGAGCAGUCAGGCGUCGCGCCAGUCACAGCAUCCCCAACACCAGAUGCCGGCACCGGCUGGGCCCAUGCAGAUGCCCGGCGCCCCUGCCAUGCAGUAUCAUUCGUAUCUGCAGAAGACCAUGCAGACCUAUCCGGGCCAGCAGCCAGUUAUGACGGCAUCGUAUCCGCAGUCGUUCUUCCAUGGACAAGGCGUGCCCAUGCCCGGUCAAGUGCAGAUGCCGCCCGGCCAAUACCGACCGGUGGGUCCCAACCAAGCCCAGUCCAUGUAUCCGGGUUAUGCCUAUUAUGCUCCUGGUGCCCAGCAUCCCCACGCCCCUAUGCGGCAGUGACGUAGUCAGCAGCGUGUUGUCACUGGUUUUCAAUCGUUUGUUACCUCUGUUUGUAUGUUAUUCUCACUUUUCCAUACCGGUCUUGUUUGUUUUUAGCCUUUUAAACCCUAAUGUAUAUUAUGUAUUAAUUUUUGGGUCGUUUGACCCUUUUUCCCCUUUACCGCUUGCCGUUUAUUGACGGAUCAUUUGUUUGCGGUUAUUUAAUUAUAGUAUCAGUUUUACAUUUAUGUAAACGUUGGUAAGUUUUGAUCGUUUGCCAGUUGUCUCCAUCGUUAACCGAUUUAAAUUGUGCCGUUAUGUAAAUAAAAAUAAUACGUUGUUA
This is a messenger RNA of Paramacrobiotus metropolitanus, 6492 nucleotides long. Its product is annotated as histone acetyltransferase lsy-12-like. The coding region runs from base 429 to 6170 and encodes 1913 amino acids. The transcript has 19 exons. Lineage: Eukaryota; Metazoa; Tardigrada; Eutardigrada; Parachela; Macrobiotidae. Gene Ontology annotation, molecular function: DNA binding; histone acetyltransferase activity. Gene Ontology annotation, cellular component: nucleosome; MOZ/MORF histone acetyltransferase complex. Gene Ontology annotation, biological process: nucleosome assembly; regulation of DNA-templated transcription. The record is from RefSeq and is a predicted model, not a curated record.